UUUUUUUUUUUUGCAAAGAUCACACGUUGACGCAGCGGCGAUUCCAACCGGGUGGAUCGGACGACGUCGACCGACCGUAAGGCGGGGCGGGCUCGCGCCAUCGACCGCACACCGGUGCCCCCGACACCUCCGCCCCGGGCUGUCCACUCGAACCGAGCGCGUACCGACAGGUCACAUCGGGGCCAUCCUGACCGUCCAGUCUCCCACCCGUACAUGUGCCGGACAAUCCCCAGUCGUCAGAUGGAGGAAGCCGACCCAAGCCUGCGCGUACAAAUACCCCCUCCUCGCACUCGAACCAACUCCUCCAUUCCACGGAGUCGCGGCCGCUGUCACAGUGGGUGGUGGUGUCUCCUGAUGCGGCUUCUCCCGCGGCUUUGCAUGGCCACCGGCGACAGCGCGGCAGCCGCCGGCGAGGGAGACAGCAGCAAUAGCGGCAGUAAGCAGCAGGCAGCGGCGGUGUCGUCCUCCUCGUCGACUGUCUCGACGUCGUCUUCCGCCGCGGCGGCCGCGGUGUCGGAGGCGUCGUCGUCGAUGUCCCUCCCUUCGCUGCCGUCGCUGUCGGAUGUGACGGGUAGCAUGAGCGCAAGCCUCGCCGCAUCGUUCGCCCAUGUUACUACUCUGUGCCCUCUGUCCACGGCGGCGGCGGCGGCAUCGGCUGCCGCCGUCGCGGCGGCGGACUACUCGGUUCACGGCGGUGGUGGUCUCGUCGUCGUCGUCGCCAGGCCGGCGGCUGUGGUCCUCCACGACGUGUUCACCAUGGAGGCGACCUCCACCUCCGACAUGGCGGAUGAUACUUCGGCGGCCGGGUCGGUCAAGUGCGUGGCGCACCUUCAUGGCGGCAAGGCCGCCGUGACGGGGCACCAGGACGGGAGGCUGCGGCUGUGGCGGAUGUCCUCCCGCGCGCCCGACCGGCUCCGCCUCGCCGCCGCGCUCCCCACCGUCUCCGACCGGCUCCGCCGGUUCCCCGUCCCGUCCAACCACGUCACCGUCCGCCGCCACCACCGUCGGCUCUGGAUAGAGCACGCCGACGCCGUGUCCGGCGUCGCGGCCUCCGCCGACGGCCGCCUCCUCUUCUCCGUCUCCUGGGACAAGACGCUCAAGGUGUGGGCCGUCCCGUCCCUCCGCUGCCUCCAGUCGCUGCCGGCGCACGACGACGCCGUCAACGCCGUCGCCGUCGCGCACGACGGCACGGUCUACACCGCCUCCGCCGACAGGCGCGUCCGCGUCUGGGCGCCCCGGGCGCCGGCGGCCGGGCCAGACAGGGCCUCGCGCCGCCCGGGCAAGAAGCCCGCCUACCACCUGGUGGCCACCCUGUCCCGCCACGCGGCGGCGGUCAACGCCGUCGCCGUCGGGUGCGGCGGCCAGGUGCUCUACUCCGGCGGCAACGACCGCUGCGUCGUAGUGUGGGAGCGGGAGGACAGCGCGAGCCACAUGGUCGCGGUCGGCGCGCUGCGCGGGCACCGCAGGGCGGUGCUCUCCGUCGCGUGCGCGGCCGGGGACGCCGCCGACGGCGCGCUGGUGGUCAGCGGGGCGGCGGACCAGACGGUCCGCGCCUGGCGGCGCGGCGCGGACGGGCGCGGGUACUAUUGCGUCGCGGUGAUCGACGGGCACGGGAGCGCGGUCAGGUCGGUCGCGGCGGCGCUCGUGACGGCGCAGAAGAAGCGUCGCGCCGACGACGACGGCGGCGACGAGGAGUGGAGGGUUUGCAGCGCCAGUUUUGACGGCGAGGUGCGGCUCUGGUCGCUGCGGGUUGCGGCGGCAUCGUAGCAAGGUCCCGGUUUGGCACGAUUUUUGACGUAGAAAAGUGUGCGUUUUUUUCUUCUUUUUCUGUUCGUUUUUGGACUCACGGAAGUUUGACUUGUUUGAGAAUGGAGAUACUCCUGCCUUUGUGUAUAUACGGGAGAGGGGAGUCUCUACGGUCCACUAUAUUUUUGGACUUUCCAAAAGCUGCUUAUUAGUAGUGAUUUCAAAUUUGCUUACAUUUUUCUUCAGGGAGUGUACAUUUCAGGUGUCUGGAUUUUUCAAAAGAUACAGUUACAUUUCUCAUCCUUGGAUGGUACUAA
This is a messenger RNA of Oryza sativa Japonica Group (Japanese rice), 2063 nucleotides long. Its product is annotated as protein JINGUBANG. Lineage: Eukaryota; Viridiplantae; Streptophyta; Magnoliopsida; Poales; Poaceae. Gene Ontology annotation, molecular function: protein binding. The record is from RefSeq and is a predicted model, not a curated record.